Messenger RNA from Emiliania huxleyi CCMP1516, 639 nucleotides. RefSeq lists its product as hypothetical. The record is from RefSeq and is a predicted model, not a curated record. Gene Ontology annotation, cellular component: peroxisomal importomer complex; peroxisomal membrane. Gene Ontology annotation, biological process: protein import into peroxisome matrix; protein monoubiquitination. Gene Ontology annotation, molecular function: zinc ion binding; ubiquitin-protein transferase activity; protein binding. Bases 1 to 639 code for a protein of 212 amino acids. The transcript has 4 exons. NCBI's taxonomy places the organism in Eukaryota, Haptophyta, Isochrysidales, Noelaerhabdaceae.
AUGGGGUCGGCGUUGAUGCUGCCAAUCAGUCGGGGCGAUAGGUCGAAAACUGUCAGCGGCGACGCAGACAUGGCCACCGUUCCCGGCAGCAGCAGCUCCGCCGGCGGGCCCGUCCUAGAGGUUCUCGCUCACGAACGGCUCAUGCCGGCCCUGCGCUCCGCCUUUGAGUACGUUGCCGCCCAGCGGCACCCUUGGCUGCUGCUCCGAGUCCAUUCGCUGCGCGAGGAGCUUUUUGCUGCGCUCAGCUGCGCACUUGAGGCGCACUCGUUGCUGCGCCACGGCGCCUCCUUCUCGGAGCACUUUUACUUCAUGCAGCGGGGCGGCGUGAGGAGCGCCCGACGCGCCGGCUGGUCUCCGUUGGAUGCCCUGGCGGAUCGGUUCGCCGCGGUGCGAGGCCCUCGCCGGCUGCUGCUCGAGGUGCUCGUCCUGUGCGCCAUGUCGCCGAUGGAGCAGCCCACCGCCGCGCCCUCCGGCUACGUCUUUUGCGCAAAGUGCAUCACCCGCGCGGUGCGGCGCCACGGGCGCUGCCCUCUCACGCACGCUCCGGCGACGCUCCCGUCUCUCGUCCGCUUGUACGAAACCUCUCGCGCACCGCCCGCGCCGCCAGCGGAGGAGCCGCCCGCGCUCUCAUCCGCGUGA